AUGGUUGAGUUGACUGAAAUAAUUGAGGGUUCGAACUCUUUCGAGGAGGAACAAGUGCAGGCUGCUUUUGAAGAAGGCAAGGCAGGAGAUCUAUCAGAUGACGAGUACGACAGUGACUUUGAUGAUGAUGACUUUGAUGAAAAUGAAACUAUCUUGGAAAGAAUAGUGGCAUUGAAAGAUAUGGUUCCACCAAAACAAAGACAGACGAUUACAAACUUUGUUAGUUCCACAACAAAUUUCUUAAGGACUGCAUUUUCAAAGACUGGUAGUAUCACUUGGGCUUUGGCUACAUCCGCCAUGCUGCUUGGGGUACCUCUUUCUUUGUCUAUAUUGGGCGAACAACAGUUGAUUGAAAUGGAAAAAAGCUUCGAUUUACAAAAAGAUGCGAAUGAUAUUUUAGCUCAAGGUGAUAAUGGAGCUGCCGUUACGCCCCCAGCUACUACUGCUGCUUAA
Molecule: messenger RNA, 453 nt
Organism: Zygotorulaspora mrakii
Lineage: Eukaryota; Fungi; Ascomycota; Saccharomycetes; Saccharomycetales; Saccharomycetaceae
Gene: TOM22
Product: Tom22p
Exons: 1
Coding region: 1-453 (150 amino acids)
Biological process (GO): intracellular protein transport
Cellular component (GO): mitochondrial outer membrane
Source: RefSeq, a predicted model, not a curated record